Pocillopora verrucosa is the source of this 1793-nucleotide messenger RNA. RefSeq names its product cystinosin. Gene Ontology annotation, biological process: L-cystine transport. NCBI's taxonomy places the organism in Eukaryota, Metazoa, Cnidaria, Anthozoa, Scleractinia, Pocilloporidae. The record is from RefSeq and is a predicted model, not a curated record. Gene Ontology annotation, cellular component: vacuolar membrane. Gene Ontology annotation, molecular function: L-cystine transmembrane transporter activity.
ACGACAAUUUAAUAAGAAAAUGAGUCUGCAUCUUCCGUCAGAGAGAUAACAGAAACCAUCCUACCUACAUAGAUGGUAGCUUCCGAGAGUCUUUGAAAGAGAUCGAUUCACAGAAUGUGUAAAGCGUGGCUUAUCUCGUGCUUUAUUGUCGUGCAAGUACUAAGUACUGAAGGUAUCAAACUGCAUCUAAACUCAAACAAGGACAGAGUUCAAAUUAAUGAUACUACACAUUUUGAGUUUACAGUAACAGAAAGUGGUAAAGCAUCUUCAAAUGUUACCAUAGUGGUAAUUAUAAAUAAUACCAAGCCAGGAAUAAUUAAGGUGCCCAAAAAGGUUCGUGUGCACUCGUUAGACAAAAAGCAUUCAGUGGCCGUUAAAGGGAUUGGAAUUGGAAAAGCUACUAUUUUAUGUCAUGUGCAAAAUGAGACCAAUCCAGACAGCCAUUUUAGUUUGGACAUGAGAGUAGUACACUCCAUGCCUCUGUAUAUAAUCAACCAAGUGAUUGGCUGGUUGUAUUUUGUGGCAUGGUCCAUUUCAUUUUAUCCUCAGGCUUUUCUCAACUGGAAGAGGAAAAGUGUGAUAGGUCUCAAUUUUGACUUCUUGGCCUACAACCUCACAGGAUUUGUAGCCUAUGGUUUAUUUAACAUAGGCAUGUUUUGGGUGCAUGAGGUUCAGCGUGAAUAUUUUGCAAAGCACCCUGGAGGAGUUAACCCAGUUCAACCCAAUGAUGUAUUUUUUACUCUCCAUGCCAUUCUUCUUACUACUAUAACAAUUUUUCAAUGUUUCUGUUACGAGCGUGGAAAUCAGAAAGUGUCUCUGUUAUCUAAGAUCCUACUAAGUGGUACAUGGCUGUUUGCAGCAGUGGCAUUGGUGGUGACAAUUUGCCAUAAAAUUACAUGGCUCACUUAUCUAUAUUAUUUCUCAUAUAUCAAAAUUGGGGUAACUCUCAUCAAGUACAUUCCACAGGCAUGGAUGAACUAUAGACGUCAGAGCACUGUUGGAUGGAGUAUCGGUAACAUUCUCCUAGAUUUUACUGGAGGAUCCUUGAGUAUUCUACAGAUGUUCCUUUUAGCUUACAAUAAUGAUGAUUGGAAGUCUAUAUUUGGUGACUUUACCAAGUUUGGUUUGGGAGCCAUCUCAAUUCUAUUUGAUGUGUUUUUCAUGGUUCAACACUAUUGUCUUUAUGGGUCAAAGCAUCAGAGAUAUGAAGUAAUUGUUGAAAGCAGAGAUCCUAAGGAACACAGUGACAAAGCACUGAACUCUUAUGGAGCAGUUCAUCCAUAGCUUAUUUGUUAUUAGUUUCCAACAUGAUUGGAUAGGUGUUUACUAGGCAGCUCUUUUAUUUGCACACUUGAUUCUAAAGCAGAAUCAGUCUUUAUUUUGGUACAGUCUCUGUUCAAGGGACAUGAACUGUGAACUGAAAAAAGCUUUCACCAGCUACUUUUAAUAAAGGGGCAUUGUUGUUCAGGAAUAAUUGUUCAUGAGAUAAUUUCUCAGGGAAGUUGGCUAACAUUCUUAAGCCUCUUUGGUAAAGUCUUACAUAUAAUGAAAUUCAUUUCAAUUUGUAUUCAUAUGACAUAUCAUUCAAUCUCAUAUGUCAGUCAAAAAGUGAAUACAAAAAUAAAGAAAAUAUAUAUGCAUGCAUUACUAUUUAAAUAAACAAGGAGGAUGAUUUUUUACAAUAUUUCUCCUCAAAGGAUGUCAUGCAGUGAUCAUAUGUGUCUUAUUUAUGUCCAAAAUAUUUUUCAGCUUAGAAAUAAUUUAUCAAGAGCUCAAUAAGAAAAAUGUUAUAG